Messenger RNA from Phymastichus coffea, 2225 nucleotides. Its product is annotated as putative fatty acyl-CoA reductase CG5065. Gene Ontology annotation, molecular function: alcohol-forming very long-chain fatty acyl-CoA reductase (NADP+) activity. The transcript is spliced from 6 exons. Gene Ontology annotation, biological process: long-chain fatty-acyl-CoA metabolic process. The record is from RefSeq and is a predicted model, not a curated record. Gene Ontology annotation, cellular component: peroxisome. NCBI's taxonomy places the organism in Eukaryota, Metazoa, Arthropoda, Insecta, Hymenoptera, Eulophidae. The coding region runs from base 322 to 1866 and encodes 514 amino acids.
UAAAAAAUUGUACACCGCAUUGUUUUUGCCAGGAUUACCGAUCAGACGGUGAAUCAAUCGAUUGUUAUGUAAUCGGUUACGAAUCGAAGAUCGUAGGAAAACGCCGAGUCAGUUUUCCACUUGUUUUGGGCUCUUGUCGCAAACAAAUUGAUAGUUCUAUAGCAACUAGGCUGCCGAGUAAGAUGUUGAACGGGUUAUGCUGAGGGAUUGACUUACUUAUUUCAUAUUGAUUGGAUUGAAAUGAAAACAUGAAUUUUCACUUGAGAAACGGCACAUUGAAAGGAAAUUACCGAGUACAACUAAACAGCUGAAACAACAAAUAUGCCACCGAAUUCAAUAAACGAGAUGGUUUCGGGUAGUUGUGUAUUUUUGACUGGUGUCACUGGAUUCGUCGGUGGAUGUUUACUUGAGCGAAUUUGCCAACUCGAUCCUGGACCGGAGCGAGUGUUUGUUCUUGUGCGUGAAAAACGUGGAGUGGAUCCUCAUAGUAGAUUGCAAAAAAUGUUCUCCUCUCCACUUUUUUCAAAAACACCAAAGAAGAAUCUCGAGCGAGUUCACGUGCUGGAAGGUGACAUGGGCAACAACAAUAAAAAUCUGGGCUUAAGCGAGGCAGACCAACAAUUGAUCAUCAGCCAUUGCACACACGUUUUUCACGUGGCCGCUUGUAUAUCAUUCGUGGCGCCUCUCGAUCUCGCGGUAAGGAUCAACUUGCGUGGGACAUGGGCAAUUUUACAACUGGCCAAACAAAUGAAGAAACUCAGAGCAAUGGUCCAUGUGUCUACGGCUUAUGCCAAUUGUACUCGGGACUCCGAUCACGCUGAAUUUCAAGAGCAGAUCUAUCACGAAGACGUCGAUCCUGUCGAGGUCAUUUGCGCGUUGAAAAAGAUGUCGCUGGACGAGAUCGAGACAAAGUACGCGAAACUAAUCGGCAAGUAUCCCAACACCUACACUCUGGCGAAACGGUUGGCCGAGAAUCUAUUGGCGCAGGACGGUCGCGGGCUGCCUCUUUCAAUAGUGAGGCCAGGGAUAAUUUUGAACACUUGGCGAGAGCCCUUUCCCGGCUGGCUGGACAGCGUCAAUAGCGGCGCCUGUGGUUUCAUCGCUGGCGCCGCUAAAGGUAUUUUCUGCACCUUUCAGGCACGCGCGGACAUGGUAAUGGACGUGAGUCCGGUGGAUCUGGUGGUCUCGACGAUUCUCGCGGCAGCCCUGAAAGCCGAACGUGAGCCACGACCUCGCCGAGCUCACGUAUUCCAUUGCACCUCGGGCAGCGUCAAUCCCACGACCUGGGCAGCCUAUUGCGACAGCGUCAUUCGCGCCUCCAGGCAAUAUCCGUGCGCUCGUGUCGCUUGGUAUCCUAGGAUGAGACUCACUCGUUGUUUCUUGAGACAUCGGUUGGCCAUUAUUGCUUUUCAGAUGCUUCCUGCUUUCUUCAUCGAUCUUUUUGCUGGGUUUCUCAAACCUCCUUAUAGUGUCCUAGAAAUUCAGCGACGCUAUAUAAAAGGCAGCACGCAGGCCUCGUAUUUUUCAUUGCGCGAAUGGGAAUUCACGAGAAAUGCGGCUGACGAGCUAAUCGAGAUGCUGCCCGAGGAGGAGCGUAAGAAGCAUCCGAUGGAUCCACGACUGAUCGACUGGGAGGUUUACUUCAAAAAUUGUGUAAUUGGCACGCGCACCUACUUCCAUAAAGAAUCAGCCGAAAGUUUGCCCAAGGCUCGCCGGACAAUUGCUUUCUUGCGCGUAAUUGCGGCGCUCGCGCCUCUGCUGAGUUUCUUCGGACUCUCUUGCGCUUUUGUGCUCCUGGCAGGACUUGUCUGGACUACUGCUGCUUCGGUCUCGGCGAUCCUCGUGCUCACACUCGUCUGCCUAUAAAACCACUAACACUACGCUGCAGGACAAAUGGUUACUUCAUUUUUUCGACAUGGUUUAUCGGUUGGAUAAUGGUUUUUUCUGCUUCGAUACUAAGACUCAAUGAAUAAUAUACUGAGCUGAUGUUCAACUUUGAGUAUAGGUUCCGUUCAUACAAGUAAUACAGCUAGAACAUCUAUUGCAUUAUUGUUUUGAUUAAGUAAAAAACGUACAAAAAGUCUUAUCAGAUGAUCAGACGUUCAAGCAUGAAGCCAGCAAAAUACAAAAGAGAUAAAUUUGCUGCAAAUGUAAUAGAAAACCAGUAAUUUUAUGAAAUGUUCAUUUCAAAACCAAUGUAACGAAUCAAUAAAAUCUUUGUAAUU